Messenger RNA from Tilletiaria anomala UBC 951, 1203 nucleotides. RefSeq lists its product as uncharacterized. The record is from RefSeq and is a predicted model, not a curated record. Lineage: Eukaryota; Fungi; Basidiomycota; Exobasidiomycetes; Georgefischeriales; Tilletiariaceae. The coding region runs from base 295 to 1101 and encodes 268 amino acids. The transcript is spliced from 3 exons. Gene Ontology annotation, cellular component: endomembrane system; membrane.
GCGAGAACCAGUCGAGUUCUGUCCAACCCGUGAGUUCAACUGAUCUGGCCUAUGCUUGUCAGCCUGUGUAGGACAGACUGAAGGCGGGACGUGGUACAAGACCUCCACGCUCGAUUGCGCAACCAUCGGCUGUGCUUCUGACCUGACGUCUCUCGCGGAUUUCUGCGCAUGCUCGUCGAUACACUCUCGAGUGAAUACGCUGUUACCUCAGCAGUCCGCAAUCGACGCAAGCUGGCCUACAGACUGCGCCCUGGCUCUGUGUGAAUUCCUUUCACCUCGAACAUCGCCAACAACAUGUCCAUUUUUCUAACCCUUCGCACCACAUGGCACGCUCUUGCGCUGAGCAGUUGCGUGUGGGGAUUCUCCAAGCUUUCUGUUUUCGAGGCGCUCGCCGAGGCCGACACUUCCCACGAGUACGGCGGACACUAUCAAUUCCUCACGGUCUGCUCCCUCGCUGCAACGGUCUUAGCCAUGUCGGUUGCCCUGCUGCUUGACUUCCACGAUGCGCUACUGGGUGGAGGAACUGCCAACAGCGGGCUGCGAGGGAUUCUCACAUUUUUGAAGGCUCUCACAAGUGUCGUCGCAAUGCCAGUCGAAACUCUCGUGUCGAUAUUGUUUUGGUCGAUCUUUACCUAUGACCCUAAUUUGCUUGUCCCGCCGAUUGAGCGCUACGACCCUCAGAGUCCAGGGCUGGCAAUAAAAGUACCCGUAAAGAUUCCAAUCGAGAUCGAUCUGGCGCUUCACGCCGCUCCUUCCCUCUUCCUGCUGGUCGACUAUCUCGUCUUCAGUCCGCCAUUUUUUAAGAGCAUGAAGCCUGCUGCUGUCAGCACGACACUGACAAUCGCAUACUGUGUCUGGGUGGAGCGCUGCGCGUUCAAGAACGGGCACUUUCCUUAUCCGCUGCUCGACCCUCUGACUGACGCUCAGCGCUACGGGCUUUAUGGCCUCUGCGCGUUGAUCCUCGUCGGUGUUCUCACCGCCACACAAGCACUGCACACGGUGCUCGAUCGGGAUGUCUUUGAACGCACGUGGCCGCAGAAAGUGGAGGGCGAGCAGCAAGGGCUGCACGCCAAAGCGAAAGCGACAGCCAAGGAGGCAUAGAUAUGGAGCAACAGACAGAGCUCCGCAGAUGCACAAUUUGUAUGGAUUCGGUAUGUAUUGCAAAUGAAGACAAUGACACAGAACGCGAAAAAUGUAAUGCAU